UCCUGCGCUCCUCCGUCACGGGAGCGCGCCCGCACUCACAGACGCGCACACCCGCCGCGCGGCCAGGCCACCGGCCAGCCUCUCCGCCUCUCUCCCCUCUCUGUCUCCUCUUUCCUUUUCCUUUCUCACAAACUCGGUCAAACUUUCCGGUCACACCCGGUCUACCGUUAAACUCCCCCCGCGGCCCCCCGAACCGGAGCAGGAGCAGCGGCCACCGGGCCGGACAAAGUACCGGAUUACCGAGUUUGAGCGACGGAGCCGGACCUGCCGUGAUUCACCGCCCCGCAGCGGGCCUCAACUUUCCUUCAUUUUGUUUCUCCUCUUCCCUCCGUUUACCGACGGUCACAGCACCGGGCGGUGACGUCAGCCCCGGGGAAAGUGGUGAAUCGGCCGCCGUUACACCGGAAGACACGAUAUUGGCCCGGGCCAGGAGCAGGACCACGGCUGAUCACCGGCUGAACUCUGUGACCCGCCGCUUCUUUGUUUGUUUGUUUGUUUGUUUGUGAGCGGAGAGAUGGGGGCUGUGUGAACGGAUCAGCGCGUGGCUUCCACGAGACUCACCGUUUCCUCCGGUCCGGUAGAGGUGGAGUGGACGGAACAGAGUGAUGGCGGGUGCCUCGGUGAAGGUGGCGGUGCGAGUCCGCCCGUUUAACUCCAGAGAGACUGGACGCAACGCCAAGUGUGUGAUCCAGAUGCAGGGAAACACCACUUGCAUCUCAAACCCCAAACAGCUCAAAGAUGGAGCCAAGAACUUCACCUUCGAUUAUUCCUACUGGUCACACACAACGGCGGAUGACCCCAGCUUUGCAUGUCAGAGGCAGGUGUAUAAGGACAUCGGAGAGGAGAUGCUUCUGCACGCCUUUGAAGGAUACAACGUGUGCAUUUUUGCGUAUGGCCAGACGGGGGCGGGAAAGAGCUACACCAUGAUGGGCAAGCAGGAGCCUGGACAGGAAGGGAUCAUACCACAGCUGUGUGAGGACUUGUUUCAGAGAACAGGAGAAAACAUUGAUCCCGACCUGACCUACUCUGUGGAGGUGUCCUACAUGGAGAUCUACUGUGAGCGGGUCCGGGAUCUGUUGAACCCGAAGUCCCAGGGGACUCUGCGGGUCCGGGAGCAUCCCAUCCUGGGUCCCUACGUUGAGGAUCUAUCCAAACUGGCUGUGACCGGGUUCAGCGACAUUCGGGAUCUGAUGGAUGCCGGCAACAAAGCUCGGACAGUUGCAGCCACAAACAUGAAUGAGACGUCAUCCAGGUCACAUGCCGUCUUCACCAUCGUCUUCACCCAAAAACGACGAGACCAGAUGACCAGUCUGGACACUGAGAAGGUGAGCAAGAUCAGUCUGGUCGACCUGGCUGGAAGCGAACGAGCGGACUCCUCUGGGGCAAAGGGCACCCGGCUCAAGGAAGGAGCCAACAUCAAUAAAUCUCUGACCACGUUAGGAAAAGUGAUAUCAGCUUUGGCCGAAAUGCAGAGCAAUAAGAAGAGGAAAAGUGAUUUUAUUCCCUACAGAGACUCUGUUCUCACCUGGCUACUGAAGGAAAACCUGGGGGGAAACUCUCGGACGGCCAUGAUUGCUGCUCUAAGUCCUGCUGACAUCAACUAUGAAGAAACACUGAGCACUCUGAGGUAUGCUGACCGAGCCAAGCAGAUCCGUUGUAACGCCAUUAUCAACGAGGAUCCAAACGCCAAACUGAUCAGAGAGCUGAAGCAUGAAGUGGAACGACUGAGGAACCUGCUGUUCUCCCAGGGCCUGCAGGAGCUGCUGGACAACGCUAUCAACAACAACAACAAUGGCCCCGCUGGUGUUACAGGUGUGUUGCCCUCCCCGCCACAGCUGACACACACAGCCAAUGGGGUCGCACCCAAGGAUGGCUCCGCCCCUCCAGGCACCGAACCGCCGACUGAAGGCCAAGACCAACUGAUGGAGAACGGAGAGGAAGGAGAGGAGGGGGUCGCCACGGAGACCAUCAGUAAAGAGGAAGCAGCAGAGAGACUGCUGGAGACAGAGAAGAUCAUCGCAGAGCUCAACGAGACGUGGGAGGAGAAACUGAGGAAGACAGAAUCGAUUCGCCUGGAGAGAGAGUCCCUGCUGGCAGAGAUGGGCGUGUCCAUUAAAGAAGAUGGAGGAACGCUGGGCGUCUUCUCUCCUAAAGGAACGCCCCACCUGGUCAACCUGAACGAGGACCCUCUGAUGUCCGAGUGUCUGCUGUACUACAUCAAAGAGGGAUUCACCAGGGUGGGACAGCAGGAUGUGGACAUUAAGCUGUCGGGUCACUUCAUCAAGGAGAUUCACUGUGUGUUUGUGAGUGAGACCAACGAGCAGGGAGAAGUGGUGGUGACUCUGGAGCCGUUAGUGGGAGCAGAGACGUACGUUAACGGGAAGCAGAUCACUGAAGCCGUCGUCCUCAAACAAGGUAACCGCAUCGUGAUGGGGAAGAACCACGUGUUUCGUUUCAACCACCCGGAGCAGGCGAGGCUGGAGAGGGAGCGCAGUGUCACGGCGGAGCAGCAGGGGGAGCCGGAGGACUGGAACUACGCCCAGAGGGAGCUGCUGGAGAAACAAGGCAUCGACAUCAAACUGGAGAUGGAGAAGAGACUGCAGGACAUGGAGACUCAGUACCGUAAAGAGAAGGAGGAAGCUGAUCUGCUGCUGGAGCAACACAGACUGUACGCAGACAGUGACAGUGGAGACGACUCAGACAAACGCUCCUGUGAGGAGAGCUGGAGACUGAUCUCCUCCCUGAGAGAGAAACUACCUGCCAACAAGGUGCAGUCCAUAGUGAAGCGCUGUGGUCUACCCAGCAGUGGGAAGAGGAGGGAGCCUCUCAGAGUCUAUCAGAUCCCUCAGAGGAGGAGGAUCAGCAAAGACCCCAAACGGGUCACCAUGGAGGACCUGCGCAUGCAGGCCGUCAAAGAGAUCUGCUACGAGGUGGCUCUGGGAGACUUCCGUCACUCCCGUCAGGAGAUCGAAGCGCUGUCCAUCGUCAAGAUGAAGGAACUCUGCCGUAUGUACGCCAAGAAAGACCCCAACGAACGGGAGAGUUGGAGGGCCGUGGCCCAAGACGUCUGCGACACCGUGGGCAUCGGAGAGGAGAGAAGCCCCCCUGCUGAGGAGGGGGGAGGAGGAGGAGGGGGAGAGACGGGGGAGGGAGGAGAGAAAAAACACGCAUACGACCUGAAGGCUCACAUCGAUAAACUGACGGACAUUUUGGAGGAAGUGAAGUUGCAAAACAACAUGAAGGACGAGGAGAUCAAAGCUCUGAGAGACAGGAUGAUCAAGAUGGAGAGCAUCAUACCUGUUCAGGACGACGAUGUGAACGGUAAAGAGGAAGGCGGGUCGCCUCAGAGAAGCGACGGCGAUGACGACACCAAGCCCCCGGAGGUCAGAGUCCAGCGGCUGAUGGAGGAGGACCCGGCGUUCAGGCGAGGCCGCCUCCGCUGGCUGAAACAGGAACAGCAGCGAAUCCUGAACCUGCAGCAGCAGAACAUCACCAAGAAACUACGAGGACAGAACCAGGGUCCGAACACCCCCGUCGUCCCUGUUCAUCUCCCCGGAACCGGCCGCUUCAUCCCCCCACAGGAGUGCAAGCUCAAGUUUCCCUUCAAGAGUAACCCCGCCCACCGGUUGUCAUGGGGACCAGCCAGCGCCGCCCUGCAGGCACUGGGUCUGGGGGAGGGAGAAGGAGAUGGAGGAGAGCAGCAGCAGGAGAACGGAGGUGGAGGUGGAGGAGGAGGAGUGGAGGGCAAAGGGUCUCCAUCACCUCCUCCUCCUCAGGGUCUCCUGCCCCUCCCAUUCCAAGCUCCGCCCCCUCGCAUGCGCACCCCCAGCCCUCAUCGUGCCUGGCAGCAGCGUAACCAAGGUAACCAGGGUGGCUUCUACCACCACCAACAGGGCAACAACCAAAACCACCAGCGGCGCUACCGCCGCAACUCCCUGGACAGCUCCCCUCAAGGCAACUAUGACGGUGACCAGCGACACGGCGGCGGUCACCAGGGGCGACCGAGACAGAGGAGGGGCGUGUCGCCAGGACCAGGAGGGGAGAGAGGAGGUGGGAGAGGAGGUGGAGGUGGAGGAGGGGGGAGGGACAGAGACAGAGACAGAGACGGAGGCUUCCAUUAUAAUCAUCACCAGCACCAUCAGUUCCAUCACCACCCCUACUACAACCCCCAUAAUGCACCAUUCCAGCCAGGACCUCACCCCAAUUACCACAGCCUGCCACGCUCUGGGGCCCCGCCCCCUCCUGCUGACAUGCUGCUAGGGGCGGGGCCACCACAGGGGGGGUGGGGCUUCACCACGCCGCCCAGGAUGAGGCGGCAGUUCAGCGCACCGGACCUCAAAAACAACAAGGAGACCCCCAUCUGACCUCUGACACCGGGCGGCCUCUGAUUGGCUGCAGGACACGUGGCGCUCCUGAUGCUGUAAAGAAUGGGCUGUGUGUGUGAGAGAGUGUGUGUGUGUGUGUGUGUUUGUGUGUGUGUGUGUGUGUUUGUUUCAGCACUUUUACAACACUGAGUCGGCCCGUCACACACCAACUAACAUCACACACAUCCUGUACCUUCAAUCCUGCUGUGUGUGUGGGUGUAGCUUGCUCCUAGCCUUUACGUUAGCACGGGUUAGCUGUUGCCUUAGCAACACUGUUUUGUUUUUGUUGUUGUUUGUUUUGUUUUGUUUUUUCUUUUGUCAGGCUGCCAAACAGGAUGGAAGUUUAUUACGCAUUGCAGUUUUAUUAAUUUCAUAGAUCACUUUGGUCUUGAUCAGCCGUUUAUAAAGAGCUAAUGGUUACCUCCCAGGACUAGCACAACUGAAGUGUUAGCUCCCAGGGUUAGUGAAGAGCCGAUGCUCAAGUGUUAUCUCCUAGGGCUAGCUACUGUUAAGCAAGGCUGAAAUUUUAGCUCCUGAGGCUAGCUACCAUUAGCACAAGCUGAAGUGUUAGCUGCCGGGGCUAGCUACCAUUAGCCAAAGUGGAAGUGCUAUCCACUGGGGAUGUCUACCGUUGGCCAAAGCUGAGGUGUUGGCUCCUGGGGCUAGCUGCCAUUAGCAGAAACUUAAGUGUUAGGUCGGGGGUUAGCUACUGUUGGCGUAAGUCUCCAGGUGAAGCUGUUUCUUUUUAACUUAAAGAUGAAGUAUGUUGAUUUGUUAAUCCUGAGCAGGACAAGUGUUUUUACUUAGAUGGAUUUUGAGUUUUAGCUCUUUUCUCUUUUAGCAGCUGUUAGCCCAGGAGGCUAACUAGCCUGGUUCAGUUUGAGAGGUCUGUAUUAGCUCGGGCUAGUCAGUUAGCCUGAGCAGGGAGCAAUGAGUGGCUAAUUAGCUUUUAAGGCUAAUACUUUAGGUGGUGAAGUGCUGCACAGGUGAACAUAUUAGCCUAGCCUAGCUUAGCCAAGGCAGCAUUCAUGUUGUAUGGGAAUUUCAUCUUGUACGACUUCAGCUACAGAUUGGAAAAGUUCGAAGACUAUCAGUUACUCUAAAAGAUUAAGACACCCUGAGGGUAAAUUCAGAUGUUGCAGCAGUACAAAGACAGACAUAAGUACAGAUACAUAGAGACAUGAGAAAUAAAAUAAUAAAAGUAAAUAAAAUAAGAGGUUAGAACAAUAAGUAUAAGAGCAGAAGUAAAAAAAAUAACUAUUGCAGAGCAAACAAAGAGGCAUAAACUGGAUUUCUGAGGCUCAAUAGUUUAACAUAAUCUGAUUAUAAUAAAUCAGUCAGUGUUUUUAAGAUGAACUCAAAAGGAACCGUGACUCUAUUUUUUCCAGAUUUUACAUUCUAAAAAUGAACUUGUGAAUCUCUAAAUGACGUGACGUGUUAGCUCUGGGAGCUAGCUACCGUUUGCUGAAACUAAGGUGUUAGCUCCAGGGGCUAGCUACUGUUAGCAUUACCGUUAGCUCCGGGGGCUAGCUACUGUUAGCAUUACCUGAAGUGUUAGCUCCAGGGGGCUAGCUAUUAGCAAAAGAUAAGGCAGUAUGCUGCAUUCAACUGGAACUCAUGAGCUCAUUUUUACAACUUAAAUCAUGAACUUGGGGCUUAAAGAAAAUUUCCAUUUACGAGUUAGUUUCUACCACAAGAGGACGUACUGAUAGUUUAACCAAAUCUGACUACUAUAUAUCAAUCAUUUUUAAAAAUGGACUUGUAAGGAUCCCCAUCUUCUUUUUAGAUUUUACACUUUAAACUAAACUUGUGACCUCAAACAACAUUAUAGUAUUUCAGUUCUGACAUUUCAACGUAAGAAAAACAAACAACACUGGUGUGUCGGUGAUGUAACAUUGUCUCGUUGGAGUCGAUAACAAAGUGACUGUAUGUUAAACUUGCAGAGUUAAAAUAAUGUGACAAACAUAUUUAUAACUCUUUAAUGAAAUACACUUGAACUUGUUGAAGCUCGUAGUUUCCGUCUCUCCCGUGUGACAUUGAAUGCUGCGUCGCUGAGCGCCACAAACCAAAGAAAGCUGCUCUGCGGCGCCUCCUGCAGGAGCUGACAGACACACUGCUGUACAGACAAACAGAGGGUGGAGCUGUGUCCUCUGUCGAAGAGGAAGGUGUGAGGAGGAAGAGGAGGAGGAGGUGUUGAGAGACUCGCAUGUUGAAUCUUUUUAAAGCGUUGUGUGUAUAUUUGAAGUGUAUCCUGACUUACUCGUGUUGAUGUUUUUAUGAAGAUGAAUCUAUUUUUUAAAAAAGGCUGCGACAUCAUGUGUGUCGCCUUCACUGUCUCUGGCAAUCGUGGGAAAUGUAGUAAGUGAUGCCUCAUGGGAGAUGUAGGAAUGCUGACUCAUUCAGCAGACAUGGGAGAUUGUAGGAAUCAUGAUGGAUUAUGGUACAUGUAGGGUUGUGUGAGCAAGGAACUCUGGGAUAUGUAGUAUGAGACAGCUGGUGGGUGAGUGAAGGAGGAAGAGAGACAAUAAGCUUUGUGUUUGAAGUAGGAAGAGACACUGCGACAUGUUCUGUGUGAUUUAAAGGACCUGACAAGAACACGUUUUUACAAUGUCCAAGAAGGGACGAGGAAUAAUGCUGCCUUCAUUAGACGUCAGGAAGCUGGAAAUUGUUGCAUUUAAUGUCACUUUAAAGGCAAUUUUUUUCAACAUAAAGACAGUUGUAGAUGUUUGUUUUUUCAUUGUUGAUUAAUUCAUUAAGUCUCAAAAUGUCUGAAAACAGAAAAAAAAUCAUCAGUUCCUUAAGUGUUUUGAUUAAAAGAAGAAAAGUUUUCAGUUGAAAAUGAAACGACACUGAAAAGCAGCAUUUUUUCAGUUGAUAAAUGACUGAAGCGAUAAAUUAUCAAAAUAGUUGCUAAUUGUUAUUUCUUCAUUUUAGAUCUGAAAUAUCAGCAUCUGUUGUUCUGCUGUGUUCACUGCACCUCUAGGCUGACACAAAUUUCCAACUUCCCACGUCUACCUGAACGCAAUCUCUGUGGGUUUCAUCUGCCCUGAAUGAUGAUGAUAUGUUUACUGUCAACUGGGAGUUAGCGGCACUGCCUAAACCCCACCCACACAGAGCAAAGCAUUGUGGGAGAUGACGAGUGGAGCGUCUUUGUGCUCCGUGACUUUGGGACCUUUUUCACAAAAGGUCAGAACCAACCAGUGGAGCGCUCCCUCCCAGUCAGGGAGGAAGUCGCUGCGACUAUGAUGAUGACAAAUACUGAAUUAAUUGUGAUUGGUCCGAGAAGCAUGACAUCAGCAGAAUUUAGUUUCUGCUUUGCUCUGCUGUCUCUGGAAUCGACCAAUCACGGGACAAUCUUGAUAACCUGCUGCCACCGCCGGGCUUGAUGGGAAACAAUGUUUCCUUUUUUAUGUUUUUUUUUUUUUUAAAUUUUAUUUUAUUGAUUUUUAUUUUUUUUUUCUAUUUCCAGCUUGGGCUUCUGAUUGGCUGUUUUAUUUUUUCUUUGUGUAUUCAUUUGCUUCUUGUAUUUUAACCCCGCCAACAUGUUCGACCUUUGCUUUGUGAUGUCAUCACGUCAUCAUCACUAUUAUUAAUAUAAUUAUUAUAAAGUAUAAAGUGUCAUUAAUAUUGGGUUCUUUUGGAUGCUGCUAAAGGGAGCUUCUUCGCCCUCAUGCAACCGCCUGGGUGUGUUCAUGUGUGUGUGUUCAUGUGUGUGUCAGUGUGUUGGACGUCUGCGUGUGUGUGUGUGUAUGUGUGUUUCCGGGUUAAUUUAGAAUCAUAAUCUAAAGUUUGUUUUACGUUAUAAAUUUGAUUUUAUUGUUUUUCUUCUAAUUGUCUGUUUAGUUUUGUUAUUUUGGAGGAGGAGGGGCCUUGAGGGUGCCGUUGCCAUGGCAACUGGUCUCUGCAAAAUUCUGGAACGUUCUAGAUUCGACAUUCUAGGACACCCCCACCCGUUACUGACUGGCCCCGCCCAUUCCCUGCACCCCUGCUCCAGUCACAACCUCAGAAUCGGUGACAUCACAGCGCGAUGUCACUUCAGGACUCUGGAAAACAGAUGUGGACAUGAUGACGUCAUAGUCUAGCCCUCCUCUUAUUGGCUCAGAGCCCCUUCAGUUGUUUUCCUGUCUGUUGUUGGGUUGUUGUGUCUGUUGUUGUUGUUUGUGUUGUAUCAGGAACCAAUCUCAGGCUCUACCUGCAGACAACAUGAUGGCAAUAAACUGUCAGUAAGAAUGAAAAACUGAA
This is a messenger RNA of Epinephelus fuscoguttatus (brown-marbled grouper), 8606 nucleotides long. It is a transcript of the gene kif1ca, whose product is annotated as kinesin family member 1C. The transcript is spliced from 29 exons. The coding region runs from base 606 to 4364 and encodes 1252 amino acids. Lineage: Eukaryota; Metazoa; Chordata; Actinopteri; Perciformes; Serranidae. Gene Ontology annotation, biological process: microtubule-based movement. The record is from RefSeq and is a predicted model, not a curated record. Gene Ontology annotation, molecular function: microtubule motor activity; ATP binding; microtubule binding.